AUGGAGUCGGAGGAGGAGAAGGAAAGUAGUAUAAGCAUGGUGGAGGCAAAGUUGCCCCCAGGAUUCAGGUUUCACCCGAAGGACGACGAGCUUGUGUGCGAUUACUUGAUGGCAAGAUCUCUUGGUCACAAUAAAAAUCAAACUCCUCCUCCUCUCCUCUUGAUCCAAGUCGAUCUCAACAAGUGCGAGCCUUGGGACAUCCCCAAAACGGCAUGCGUGGGAGGCAAAGAUUGGUAUUUCUACAGCCAACGAGAUAGGAAAUACGCGACGGGGCUGAGAACAAACAGAGCAACGGCCACCGGAUAUUGGAAAGCCACAGGGAAAGACAGAGCCAUUCUAAGAAAGAGUAAGCUUGUUGGGAUGAGGAAGACAUUGGUAUUUUAUCAAGGUCGAGCUCCCCGUGGUCGUAAAACUGAUUGGGUCAUGCACGAGUUUCGUCUCCAGGCUUCCUUUGAUCCUCCUACUCUGAACUCUCCAGAGGUACAGGAAGACUGUGUCUUGUGUAGAGUGUUCCACAAGAAAACAGAAGGAGUUUUAAGUAGAGACAACACGGGAAGCUGUUUUGACGAGACAGCCUCCGCUUCUCUUCCUCCGCUGAUGGAUUCUUACAUCAACUUUGAUCAGCACUUCAUCACCAAUGAGCAAGUGCCCUGCUUCUCCAAUUUGUCACAGAACCAAACCCUAACCAACUCAGUCUCUGAACUCAAGACUCCUUGCAAGAACCCUAUCAUCCCCUUGUUCACUGGUGGUUCAGCCCCCACCACGCUCCCAGGGCUAGACUCGUUCUGUUCUUCAGAUCAGAUGGUUCUCAGAGCUCUGCUCAGUCAGCUCACUAAGAUCGAUGGAGGCAUUGAGGUUAAAGAAUCACAGAGCUCCGAGAGCCUCUUGAUCACCGAUAUUGGCAUACCAAGCACUGCGUGGAAUUGA
Messenger RNA from Eruca vesicaria subsp. sativa (arugula), 927 nucleotides. NCBI's taxonomy places the organism in Eukaryota, Viridiplantae, Streptophyta, Magnoliopsida, Brassicales, Brassicaceae. The record is from the annotation of a GenBank genome assembly.